This is a messenger RNA of Schizophyllum commune H4-8, 1645 nucleotides long. RefSeq lists its product as uncharacterized. Gene Ontology annotation, molecular function: GPI-anchor transamidase activity. The transcript is spliced from 5 exons. Gene Ontology annotation, biological process: proteolysis; attachment of GPI anchor to protein; protein localization to cell surface. NCBI's taxonomy places the organism in Eukaryota, Fungi, Basidiomycota, Agaricomycetes, Agaricales, Schizophyllaceae. The record is from RefSeq and is a predicted model, not a curated record. Bases 113 to 1294 code for a protein of 393 amino acids. Gene Ontology annotation, cellular component: GPI-anchor transamidase complex.
GCCACUCCUUCCACUCAACCUCCAUGCGCUGCUCAUAACUCUCACUAUAUCAUCUCUGAGAGGCCAAAGAGACUGCAGACGCACCGAGGGACGGCGCGUAAGCUCAUUCAAAAUGCGGUUCCCGCUUCACCUGCUCCUGCUGCUUUCCGGCUGGAUCGCGGGAUCACUCGCGAACACUCAAGAGGAUGCUGUGCGCGAGUUAUUCGCUCGGGAUGACACUCUUGGUCCCCCGACGACAUCUACGCACACCAAUAACUGGGCUGUUCUCGUUUGUGCGUCCCGCUACUGGUUCAACUAUCGACAUAUGGCCAAUGCAUUGGGAAUGUAUCGGACAGUAAAGCGUCUGGGGAUUCCCGACUCGAACAUUAUCCUAAUGUUAGGCGACGACGCGGCCUGCAAUCCACGCAACAAGUUUCCCGGGAGCGUCUACGCGGAGAAGGGCUGCAAGCUCGACCUCUAUGGCGACAAUGUCGAGGUGGACUACCGAGGCUACGAAGUCACCGUCGAGAACUUCAUCCGCCUGCUCACUGGACGGGUUGACCCAUCGGUUCCGCGCUCGAAGCGGCUGCUCACGGACGACCGCUCGAAUAUCUUCAUCUACAUGACUGGUCACGGCGGGAAUGAGUUCCUCAAGUUCCAGGACACCGAGGAGAUCAGCGCUUUCGAUAUUGCGGACGCGUUCGCGCAGAUGCACGAGAAGCGGCGGUAUAACGAGAUCUUCUUCAUGAUCGAUACUUGCCAGGCGAAUACAAUGUACUCAAAGUUCUACUCGCCUAACGUGCUUGCGACGGGCUCGUCGUUGCUGGAUGAGAACUCGUACUCGCAUGAGAACGACCCCGACCUCGGCAUCGCUGUCAUCGAUAGUUAUACCCACUAUGUCCUUGAGUACCUCGAGGGCAUCAACAAGACUAGCCCGCUGACUAUGCAAGACCUGUUCGACCAUUACGAUGUCGAGAAGAUUCGCUCGCACCCGGGAGUUCGCAGCGACCUCUUCAAACGCCCUGUCGAGAGCGCGCUCAUCACCGACUUUUUCGGCGGCGUUGCCCAGGUGGAAGUUAUGCAGAACGUUGCCGACAUCGCAGUGGAUUCUGCACCCACCGACGAUGCGCUCGCGCAAGAAGAGGCGUCAUCACACCUCACAAGUGCCCCGAAGAUAGGUGCCGUCCCGCCACGGAAUAUGUCCAUAGAGCAGCAUACAGAAGUAUCUUCACGGAACAGUACUUGGCGGGUAUGUAGGUCCUGGGUCGGACUGGGGCUUGUGGGCGGAUUAGUAGGCUGGGUAAGUACGCGAUAGUAAUGUCAGAGAAAUAUCAUGAGUAGUGGCUCUGAGCCAGCUCAGUCAAGAACGACGACCGUCAGACGUGUAUCAUAAGGUGCCAUAGUCAAGAAUCGUCCUAUCGGACGCGACGGUCGCUGGCUUCUGAGGUAGGACUCUAGAUAGAGGUGUCGGGUUCGACUGGUCCGCCUUCUCGUAGUGCAUGCCUUCGGUACAUGCUUUGACAUUAUGCUUUCUGUUAAGAUUGGCCGUGAGAGGACGUGCGACGAUGAACCAAGUGAGAGCUACACUUACGGUGAUUUCAGGUGCGAUACGACCCCUUCGAGCUUGAACAAUCGGCGCGACGGUGGGCACAGCAAGCAAAGCCAC